AGUGAAUUAAGGCCUUAACUUGAAGAUAAACUUAUAAAGAAAAAAUAAUCACAGAUAUACUUUCUUUUAAAAUCUAGCUCUUCGUCGUAUUAAUAGCUAGUAAUUCUUUUAGAAUUAUCGAGGACUGGGCCCUGCUAGAUUUUUUUUAAAAUUGACCCACUCUCCUUUCAAUAAACUAUUUGCCAGCACCGCACCUUCCACAUUCCUUACAAACAAGUCAACCAGAGAUAGGCAUAAAGUCUCAGAAAGAAUCUGUCUGUUGUCUUCAAUUUAUAAUUUCAGAAAAUGGCAUCUGAAUUAACAGAAGAACAAAUUGAAGAUUGACCCACUCUCCUUUCAAUAAACUAUAUGCCAGCACCGCACCUUCCACAUUCCUUACAAACAAGUCAACCAGAGAUAGGCAUAAAGUCUCAGAAAGAAUCUGUCUAUUGUCUUCAAUUUAUAAUUUCAGAAAAUGGCAUCUGAAUUAACAGAAGAACAAAUUGAAGGUUUCAGGAAGAAGUUCAGCAAGAUUGACACAAACGGUGAUGGCAGCAUAUCUGUUAAGGAGUUGCAUGAUGUGAUGGGAGAUUUCUACACGAAAAAUGAGAUUAAAACGAUGAUUGCUGAAGUCGAUAUUAACAAUGACGGACGUGUUCAAUUUGAAGAGUACCUAUUGUUGGCGAGGGGGGAGAAGAAGACGAAAUCAUACACCAAAAAUCAAAUUAAAGAUUAUUUCAAAUCUCUUGACAAGGAUGGCAAGGGAAAAAUAUGUCGCACCGAACUCCUGAAAGGGCUCCUAGUUAUUAAUCCGAAAGUAGAGGAUGGGCUAGUCGAUAAACUGAUUGAAGAAUCUGACAAGGAUGGCGACGGCCUUAUUAACUACGAAGAAUUCUGUGAGGCGUUACUGCUUAAAAUGCCCCUGCCUAAGUGAAGAUGGUGUUUUCUAUUUCUUACUUCCACAUCUAAAACUAACUGAAAGAGAGACUAAAGGAACGAUAAAACCAAUGGUGACUUAAGAGGCGAAUACUGAUAUCGUCUUAAAUAUCGUUAACGGUGUUUACAAGAGAUAUUUACCACCUAGCCUUAUUUCAACCCCCCACCCCUCCCCCACACCACACACACUGCAAGGAGGUGCUCAUGGCAAAUGCGAAAUGAUUGAUAAAGUACGCACCCAUUUAUACUGUACACACUAUACACACACGUGUCGCAAUUUGCGCUUUAAAUCAUUAAUUCCAAGUGAUUUAAAAAUUGAAAAAUUAGAUUUUAAAAAAGGAAAAGGUACCGUUAUUGUAGCGAAAUAAUUUCGUAUAUACAUGGAAUACGUACGAUAACAAAUAUAACAACAUAAUUAUAACGUAAUAAAGUUCUGUUUAAACUGCA
This is a messenger RNA of Lytechinus pictus (painted urchin), 1362 nucleotides long. Its product is annotated as calcium-binding protein LPS1-alpha-like. The coding region runs from base 455 to 913 and encodes 152 amino acids. The record is from RefSeq and is a predicted model, not a curated record. Lineage: Eukaryota; Metazoa; Echinodermata; Echinoidea; Temnopleuroida; Toxopneustidae. The transcript is spliced from 9 exons. Gene Ontology annotation, molecular function: calcium ion binding; enzyme regulator activity.